Nezara viridula (southern green stink bug) is the source of this 264-nucleotide messenger RNA. The record is from the annotation of a GenBank genome assembly. NCBI's taxonomy places the organism in Eukaryota, Metazoa, Arthropoda, Insecta, Hemiptera, Pentatomidae.
AUGAAAAGAAGAAAGGAAGGAGACCUGCAGGAAGACUGUGCCUAUCCUCGGAGGACAGUGUCGGGGAGGUGUUCAGAAGGCAGGGUAUGGAUUGGAGCAGAAAAGAAUUGGUUAAAAAGUGAGACAUCUGGUCCAGACUCUACAAGCAACACCACACUGGAUAGCGGUACUUGGGGAUUAAAGAUUAUGACUUUAUUCAAAAGAACUUUGCAGCUGAAACACUCGGAAUUCUUGUUGAGAAUUAUGGUGAGCAUGCUCUGUUAG